Messenger RNA from Pleuronectes platessa (European plaice), 2030 nucleotides. RefSeq names its product aquaporin-11. The transcript has 3 exons. Gene Ontology annotation, cellular component: cytoplasm; membrane. Gene Ontology annotation, biological process: transmembrane transport. The record is from RefSeq and is a predicted model, not a curated record. Lineage: Eukaryota; Metazoa; Chordata; Actinopteri; Pleuronectiformes; Pleuronectidae. Bases 48 to 854 code for a protein of 268 amino acids. Gene Ontology annotation, molecular function: channel activity.
UUCAGGAGGAGCUCUGCACGGCAGCGGCUGCAGGUCGAACCGUCGAAAUGACGGACUUGUGGGUGUCCCUGGCGGUGCUGGGGGUCGCGCUGCUCCUCAGCGAGUUGACCCGGCGGACUGCAGCUCUCCUCCCGGGAGUUUCCCGGGUUUACCUGCUGGAGGCAGCGUCCACCUUCCAGCUCUGCGGCUGCUGCCACGAGCUGAAGCUGUUGGGGGAGUCGGGCCGCCUGGAGCUGCUGGUCGGCCUCACCAUCACCUACACCAUGACCGUCAUUCACCUCCUAACUUUCCGCGGCGCCUCCUGCAACCCAAGCGGGGUUCUGGAGGGCUUCUGCCGGGGCAGCAGCUCCGGGAAGUCGGCCUCGGUGCUCAUACUCUGCCAGUUCGGAGCCGCCGUCGCCGCGCAGCACUUCGCCGCGGCGGUGUGGUCCCUGGGUCUGUCCGACCUCCACCUCCGGCACCAGAAGUUCGGCUACCGGUGCUUCGACCCGCUCGGCGGGACCGUGCUGGAGGCCGCGGCCGUGGAGCUGGUCUGCGCCUUCAUGGUUCAGGCUGUGGCCGCACAUGUACACCGAGCUCCGGAGAAGCUCCGGGUCCACUGCUUCGCUGCGGUCAUCACGGCUCUGGUUUAUAUAGGUGGCAGUAUUUCCGGAGCAGUUUUUAACCCCGUCCUGGCCUUUUCCAUCCAGUUCCCCUGCAGCGGACACACAUACCUGGAGUACUGCUUCAUCUACUGGCUGGGGCCGAUGCUAGGUGUGGCGAGCUGCGUCCUGCUGUUCGAGAAGGUUCUUCCCUUCCUCUCUGGAAAAACCAGCGUCAACGUCCCUGCUGCUCAGAAACAGAAAACCCAGUAGCUGCGAUGUAAGAGUCUGGAAAGUUUUUAUUUUCCUUCUGUCGCGAACGACAGCCGCACAAACUGUUUUUAUAACAGUUAAAUUAAAAGUUAUGACACUAACUUCAAACGUUCACACUAGGUUUAUAACUUCAGAUUUUUUACUAAAGCUUCGGAUCGACUUAAAAUAGAUUUCAUAAUUCUCACGACAGUCUUGAGGAUGUGGGCGGUUCCCAAACUACGUGUCAUGGGCCCCCUGGUGGUCGCGAAGCGUAUAUAUGACAAAGAAACAUAUUUUUGUUAUAAUUGUUGUGAUAUUUUUUAUGACCCCUGAGGUGAUUGUGACAAAUUAGAUGAUUUCCACUCAAGUCGAUUUAUAACAUCACAGGAAACAUAUUCAAGUCGUUGAUUAUGUUUCACUUCAACAUCCUUUUGGAGGACAGGGGGGUCGGGGGGGAGGGUGUCAAGUCUCUGGAGUUAUUAUUAGGGUAAAGUUUGGAUAGGAGACGUUUUUUCAGUGUCAACAGGUCAUGUGACAUUCCUUUUAAAAUACAUGAGCACAGUAGAAACACACACGAGCCAAAGAAGCCAAUGUUUAAAAACACAUAAUUUAAACAGCUUGACUGCACUUUUAUCAUGUAGAGUGAGUGACAGAGCACAAAGGGGUGAACGGUUCGGUUUGUGUUUAGUUUGAUUUGGGUUCAUUUUGUCGCACAAUCGUUGAUGUUCUACACAAACUGCACCGUUUCAAGAACUUUUAAGAAAACUGUGAGGACACUGUUGGUUUUCCAUCUUAAGUAUAAAAGACUAAAAACGUUUACGGUUGAAUCUUUGUUUUCCUGCAAAAAUCAUGUUUGACAUCUGCAUUAUUUAUCCUGAUGAAGGGAACCUGGUGUGAUAUCUGCAUUAGUUUGAUUAAUACGACUUAUUUUCAUGAUAUAUUAUUUGGGUGAAUUGCUUUUCUUUGUCGCACUGGAUUUAAUUUUUGGUCUCGACUCUUCUGUUUCUCUGUGAAGGAUCAUUUACGUCUUUUAAAUACCUCGACAGUCUGGAUGUUCAUGAUAAAUUAAGUUAGUGGGAGUAAGACUUCAAGAUUAUUUAAAAAAAAAAUGUGAAUAAACUUAAUUUUGUAAUUUAAAUGCUUUCUAAUGCCUGAUAUUUUAAAUAUCAAUAUUUUUAAUAAAAACUUCCCAAUCUA